This is a messenger RNA of Clupea harengus (Atlantic herring), 2433 nucleotides long. RefSeq names its product immunoglobulin superfamily, member 5b (gene igsf5b). The record is from RefSeq and is a predicted model, not a curated record. NCBI's taxonomy places the organism in Eukaryota, Metazoa, Chordata, Actinopteri, Clupeiformes, Clupeidae.
GUAUGUGUAUGUAUAUGUGUGUGUGUGUGUGUGCGUGUGUGUGCUUAAUAAGAGGCCAAAAGUAGGUCUAUACCUUCAUGUACAGGAAUUUCUUGAAUAUUUCAUGUUUAGUGUCCCCCACCCCACAUUCUGUGUGUUACCUAUGGCAAGCCUGCAUUACCUCGACAGGUUGUUGGACAGGUGUACAGUGGCACUGACGGAAGCGUGGAUUUCAGAGGGUUUACCACAGCGGGACGAGCAGGUGUGAAGAGUAGUGAUCUCACUGCAACUGAGGAAAGGCAUUGCCAGUAAUACACAGAAUAGACACAUUGUGUUACUCUCUCUCUUUUGAUUUCACACACGCACACACACACACACACACACAUACACUGAAACUAAGAAUAACCAUUAGUCUAUUCAUGUCACAUGAAGAAUGAAUAUAUACAAGUGGGAAGUUGACAUUUCACUCUCCUGGGACGGAGGAAUUUCGGGGGACAUUGUUUUCCUAGGGACUGUGAGAAGUGGUGACGCAUGUCAGAGCACCAUGCUCUCAAGGCUGAGAACAAAGUCCGACUUUGGCCAUGGUUUCAACAACAAUGGCAUGACUGUUACCUUGGCAAUAUGUUGUGUGCUGCCCUCCUGCUAGUACUGUUGGCAUUUGCUACUCAAGGUCAGAAUACAUCAUCAUCAUCAUCAUCUUCAUCACUGCGUCAGUCAGAGUUAGUGGUGGAGCCCCAAAACCUGGCGGUACUGUCUGGCCAGCAGGCCCGCUUCAACUGCAGCACGACCACCUCCUGGAGUAGCAUGCUGUGGCGCUUGGAUGAGAGCACCGUGGUGAUCAUCACAGCGAGUGGCAUAGCGAGUGGCACAGACAACUCAUCGUCCGAGGUAGUUAACUGUUCCACGCCUCAGGUGUCCUGCUGGGAGCUGGUCCUGAAGAAGGUCGUCCGCAUCAACGCCCUGCAGCCCCGACGGGUCACCUGUGAACUUCUGAAUGGGCCGCUGACGACGGCUGCCCUGCACAUCCAAGAGAGAGGCAGUGUUGUGAUGACCGGUAGCAACGCGUCUGUGCCCAGUGGACAGAUGGUCCAGUUCCAGUGCCUGGCCCAUGGCUGGUUCCCCGUGCCCAGCGUCGACUGGUUCAUGUGCGGAGAGCGGCUCCUACCCAGCGCCUUCAACUCCAGCAGUGAGGUGGACCUGGACAGGGGGCUGUACAACACCACCAGCACCCUCAGUCUGGAGGCCAGGUGCAGCGGCAGCGUCGAGUGCCGGGUGUCUGUGUCUGCCAUGGCUGCACCACUCAGUAGAAACAUAUCACUCACUGUUGUGUAUAACAGGGACAACAGUGUGGUUAUAGCGGCUGUGUCGUUUGUGGGCGCCAUGCUUCUGAUCGUCCUCAUCAUCUUCUGCCUACUGUUCCAUCUCAGGAGGAGAAACUUAACAAAAGAGCCCCCUCAUCAGGAGACAGUGAGGACAGACCAACAUCAGAGCAAGCAGAACUCGGUUGCCGCGGAGACGAAGGGGAAAGUGAACGCAGGAUACUCCUCAGAAGACUGCUCAAGUUUUAGUGACACUGACCGCAGUGUCAGCAUACACAGUCGGAGGACCACUGCCAGUACUGCAGAGGUAGCCACCACAUCUGACCAGUUCGGCCUCUCCACACACUUAAAGGCCUAUCCAAAGAUGCCAGAUGUCAUCGUGUACUCUGAGCCAGUCUAUAAUAAUACUAUCUCCUUCAUCUCCUUCGGGGACAAGAGUGUUAAGACCCGGAGACAGGUCACCACAGUGUGACCCCUGACCUUUGGAUACUGUCAGCUCUUCCUGUUUGAAAAAGAGGCCAUGCUUCUGUGCUUGUGCUUGUGCUUUUUUUAAAUUGUAUUUGAUGGGGAUGAUGCCACACCACUGUGAUGCUGACAUGACAGUAUGUUACUAUGUUACCAGGGUUACCUAGCAACAAGAGGCAAGGAUCGAUCAUCUCACUGAUGUGUUACUAUGGGGAUACAUUCAAAGUACAGCAAUAGCUUGUACUAAGAAAGAUCCUGUCAAACUUUUUAAAUAACAUUAUUCUGCAAUCCCCCCAAUACGAUAUACGUGUGUGUGUGUGUGUGUGUGUGUAUGUGUGUGUGUGUGUGUUUGUGUGUGUGAAGAACAAAGUGCAUCUAUCUACAUUAGUUCAGUCCCUAGUGUAUAUAGGAUCCCUUAAAAUGGAAAGAAACACAUUUAUUUAAACUUUAAUAAUUUGUGUAUGACCUAGAAACCUAUUUAUUAUAGUAUACACACACUCUCACAGACAAACCAUUUAGGCAUAACAAUACAGUUUGGUUUCUCCACUUAUUUUUUAUUUACUUGUUUUGUUAUAAUAUUUUACCUUCUCAUGUAAUUUUUACGAUGUUUUCAUGCCGUGAAUGUUACCCAAAUAAAGUAUGUUUGUUGUUGCUUCUUCGGCAGCUCAGA